Messenger RNA from Fulmarus glacialis (Northern fulmar), 1266 nucleotides. RefSeq names its product mitogen-activated protein kinase 15-like. Lineage: Eukaryota; Metazoa; Chordata; Aves; Procellariiformes; Procellariidae. The transcript has 8 exons. Gene Ontology annotation, molecular function: protein serine/threonine kinase activity; ATP binding. The annotation marks the transcript as partial. Gene Ontology annotation, biological process: protein phosphorylation; intracellular signal transduction. Gene Ontology annotation, cellular component: cytoplasm; nucleus. The record is from RefSeq and is a predicted model, not a curated record.
CCUUCAAAUAUCUUGCUGGAUGCAGACUGCUUUGUUAAACUUUGUGAUUUUGGGCUGGCCCGUUCUUUAUGUCAGAUGAAUGAGGACCAAGGCAACCCUGCUCUAACGGAGUAUGUGGCAACACGCUGGUACCGAGCCCCCGAGAUCUUACUUUCCUCUCAGAGUUACACUAAAGGUGUAGACAUGUGGAGCAUUGGCUGUAUUCUGGGAGAGCUGCUACUUGGGAAACCUCUUUUUCCUGGAACAUCAACGGUGAAUCAAAUAGAGCAGAUCUUGAGGGUCAUUAAAAAAAAAUCCCCAGAAGAUAUUUUGGCUAUGCAAUCAGAUUACAGGGCCUCAGUUAUUAACCGCAUGUGUUCCCGGCAGCGAGUAACAUUUGAGGAGAUUUUACCAUCCUCUACUCCAUUGCCUGCCUUGGAUCUUCUGAAGAAACUUUUAGUAUUUAACCCUGAUAAACGACUCACAGCAGAGGAGGCUCUGCAGCAUCCUUAUGUGAAAAGGUUUCACUGUCCUGCCAGGGAGCCUUCUCUGGAUUAUGAUGUGAUUCUUCCUUUAGGUGAUGAUAUCCAACUAUCUGUGGCAGAAUAUCGAAAUAAAUUAUAUGAGAUGAUCCUUGAAAAGAAACUAAAUAGCCAUCCAAAGGAGCAAGUGGGGAGAGAAAACGCUCAACUAAGACAGUCUGAAUCCAGGCCACUUCUUCCAAAUUCCAGUUCUGUGACUUUACCUACCAGGAAAGGCCAGAGAGAACCAACACCGCCUCUUCUAAAAACUUUGCAUGCGCAUGCUGGAACUACAACUAGCGUCCAGACAGAAGUAUCCAGCCGGAGUGAAGAUUUAGCAAGAACUUUAUGUCAAAGAUCAAAGAUCAAUGUGAUAUACAAUCCCAUAACACACAUUGCUGUUCAAAGUAAUGCAAAUUCUGGUGCUGUGGUCAGGAACUGUUCUGCACCACCUUCUCAACAGGUCAGAAUCUCCAACAAUAGGAAACUGGGGAGACAAAUCACAUGGGCAAAUGCAAAUGCUCAGCUACCUCCUGCAAGUGUACAGAACCUUUAUAAUAAUCCAAGAAGUACUCAGUUUCACAGCAAAGAUGUUCAUCCCCUUCCGAAGUCCAGUAAAAAGAUGUUCCAGAUUACUGCAAAUAUGGGAGCUGCUGGUGAUCCAAAAGCAUCAAUGGGCAGUUACUCCCAGGCCUAUGGAACCAUAUGUAAAUCUGCACUGCAGUGUCUUCCAAUAUCAAAGACCUCCCAACAACAUGAGCAGUGA